AUGGACCUCACGUCCGUGGCCACCACGACCAGGCCGUCGACCACCACGGCGGGGAACGCGGCCGACGCGCUGGAGCCACUCGCCGCCAGCGACCUGGAGACGUACUUGGGCUCGGACCUGCACGACGUGGACGACGCCAAGCCGUCGGCGCACUCUGGCCACAGGACGGCGUCGCCCGUGCACCUCGUGCCGCACGCGCACCAGCACCCCAAGAAGAAGGUGGGCGGCAGGGGCGGCGGCAGCGCCCAGGGCGGUGCCCAAGGCGGCGGCGCCCCCGGCAGGAUGUCGCCCGGCCACGCCGCCCCCGCCGCCCCCGCCGGCUUCUCCGGCAAGAAGCGCUGCUUCUCGAUCGUGCUCGAGGACAAGGUCAAGCGGUACAAGGAGACGCCAUGCUGAGCGCCGCGCGCAACUCCAAAUGCGAGGCUUUAUUUCUGCUUCCGGUGUUUACAUUCCAUCAAUGGGAAGUCGUCUUCCUGGUGGCCGCGGCCUGCAGGUCGUAGCUGUCCACGCGGCCGUAGCCCUCGCCGGUCACCGGGUUGCCAUCUGUGCCAAACGAAUCCGUCAUGCCCCGUCAUGCAGCAGUUGGCUUGGACGGCGAGGACGUACCUGGCCUCCUGAACGCGUAGCGCCCGCCCACCGACGGCGGGCUCUCUACGGGGACCGAUUUCACGGGGGGCGGCAGCAGCGCUGGGACAAACAUGAAUAAACCGCGAUGAACCCUUG
This is a messenger RNA of Thrips palmi, 723 nucleotides long. RefSeq lists its product as uncharacterized. The coding region runs from base 1 to 396 and encodes 131 amino acids. The transcript has a single exon. NCBI's taxonomy places the organism in Eukaryota, Metazoa, Arthropoda, Insecta, Thysanoptera, Thripidae. The record is from RefSeq and is a predicted model, not a curated record.